AUGGCUCCAAGCAGCAGCCAAACCUUGACGUCGUCGUCGUCCGUCAUGUCGACCCGCUCGACGCCGGAAUCCUUGGAUGCGGGAAGAGGCUUCCAAGGCGACCGUCCCAAGUCGUCGACAGCCCCGCUGCCGUGGCCCCGACGAGCCGGUUUUCACAGUGCACGCGCCAGCGGAGCGGCCACUGGCACACCACCCGACGCACCACCGGCUCGCCGCCGGCACACCACUGGCACACCACUGGCACACCACUGGCACACCACCCUCGCCCUCUCGGGCUUCAGCCCCAUCUCCAGCGACGACCGAAUCUGA
Drechmeria coniospora is the source of this 309-nucleotide messenger RNA. RefSeq lists its product as uncharacterized. Bases 1 to 309 code for a protein of 102 amino acids. The transcript has a single exon. The record is from RefSeq and is a predicted model, not a curated record. NCBI's taxonomy places the organism in Eukaryota, Fungi, Ascomycota, Sordariomycetes, Hypocreales, Ophiocordycipitaceae.